Trichobilharzia regenti is the source of this 2219-nucleotide messenger RNA. Lineage: Eukaryota; Metazoa; Platyhelminthes; Trematoda; Strigeidida; Schistosomatidae. The record is from the annotation of a GenBank genome assembly.
AUGGAUUUUGUGUAUAUAUUGUGUUGCAUAAUUUUGAUAAUUUUUGAUUCUGCUUUUAUAUUACAGACAAAUGGUUCAGCAACAAUUUACUUCAAGUUCAUCAACAUUACAGUCAAGUCGUCUGGUGGGCAUUGCAGUUCUCUUUCUCAGCCAGACUACUGCGACAUAUAUUUCAAACUGUGUAUUACAGAUCCAAAUUUGUGGGAAAAAUUUCCAACACACAGAAGCGAAUGCAAUAUCUUCGACUUGAGAACGCCAAAAUCACGUAUGAUGAACCAAGACGAUUUUUCUUUUGGUGAUUCAAUACAAUACAUUCCAAAUCCUUUAUCUGGAAUCGUAGAGAGUAUUCCGCCUAAAUUAAAUGUUAAGAUUGAAGUUUGGGAUGCCGACUUUUCUUUUUCCGACUUGGAUGAUCACCUAAUGACAUUCGAAGACAAGGUCUAUCCGCUUAAAGUGUAUCCAUUUGAUACAGCUGGAAGUGAUCGCGAAUUUUCAUCACUUCUAUCCCACGACCACCACCACCAAAUAUUUCAAAAUAUACAAGAAGGAAAUAUAACUUUAUACAUAGCAGUUUGGGCAGUUUGCAGUCGUAACAGUUAUGGGAGUAACUGCAAUUAUACUUGCGUUCCAGAAAACAGGGUACGGCAUUAUGGUUGUGAUAUUUCAAGUGGUAAGAAGGUAUGCUUACCCGGUUGGUUUGGUGACGAAUGUGAUAAAAUCGAUCAUUGUCGUAUUGUGACCUCAUGUGGCCCAAUGGGAACUUGCGUUAACUCACCUUCUGGUUACGAAUGCAUUUGUAAUCACAAUUUUACAGGUGCUGAUUGUUCAGAACCGCCAAGUCAAUGUAUCACGCAUCAAGAAUACUGUCAGAAUGGAUUUUGUUUAUUGAAAUAUGUCGAUGAUGAUAACAGAAUGCUACCUGAUCCCAUUCCCUAUUGUGCUUGUAUUCCAGGAUUUACUGGAAAAUGGUGUGAAUUAGAUAUAGAUGAGUGUUCAAGACCAGAGGAAGUUAUCACUUCUAAUAAUAGUAAUAAUAAUGAUAAUAAUUCCACUGAAGUUUCACCCAUGUGCAAUCCGAAUUCUGUAUGUGAAAAUAUAUACGGAAAUUUUCAUUGUUUCUGUCAAAAUGGUUGGACUGGUUUACAUUGCAACACUCCACCAACUUUAUGGCCUGAUGAUUAUCAACCAGUUUUAAGUUCAAAAGGUCUACCAAGCUAUCCACCUUUAAAGAGAGUUAAUUUUACAAGUAUUUCAAAGAAACGUGACCAUGAAACAAUGAUGAUAGACAAGUCAAAUAGUACUACUGCCACUACUACUAAUAAUAAUUGGAUAAUUAUACUGCUUGGUUUACUGUUUAGUCUCUGCAUUGUUUUUUGCACAAUAACUUAUUUCAUCUGCCGACAACGUAAACACAUAUUCGGUGCAUAUAAUAUUCGUUGGAAUCGUAAACCAGUCACUCCACAAGUGUUUUUCAACCGGAAAUCUGGUCACUCAAAUGUCAAUAUACGUACGACUAUUUCAUGCCGUCAAUCUACCCCACCACCACCGCCACUACCACCUCAAACACCUCACAGAUCGCCAAAUACCAAACUUCAUUUCACGUUAACAAGAAGUAAUCCAUUACAGACUGAAAAAUGUCAAUCAACAAUUUAUGAUGAAAUUCCUGAAUGCUUUUUACAAGAUCAAAGUCAUCUUACAACAAAACCUAAUACUUCUUUUUAUGAUCCAUACAGUCAAUUAGAAUAUGAUAUAUUAGAUACAACAAUAGGCAUGAAAAGUUCCAAUGAUCAGGAUAGAGGGGAUUACAGUAACAAUACUACUGAUGCUAAUGGUAAUAACGAUGCACAGGGAAUACAAAACAAAACAUUUUGUCAAGAUCAACCGUCUACUUCAUUGUUGCCUGAAAAUUUCUUUCAAGAAGCAGAUGUAUUUACAACAAAAUGUAUAUAUCUUGAACCUAGACGUAAUAUACGAAUAUAAUGGAGACCAGUUUUUUUUAAAUCAUGCUUUAUAUGAACCUUUUUGUUUAUUGAUUUCUUGAUAAUUGAUGAUCUCAUUGUAAUAAUCAUGAUAUAAUAGAUUGAAUUAAUUCACUUAAAAUUGGUCACCGAAUAUAUAUUCAUUUUCUUCACAUUUAUACAUAUAAAAGACAACAGUCAUUUUUCCACUGAAAUCAUUUUUGUUUUCUAAUUUAAAGUGAUCUUGCAAUUAUCUUUCAG